This is a messenger RNA of Daphnia pulicaria, 1156 nucleotides long. RefSeq names its product brachyurin-like. Gene Ontology annotation, biological process: proteolysis. The record is from RefSeq and is a predicted model, not a curated record. The transcript has 7 exons. Bases 57 to 1109 code for a protein of 350 amino acids. Lineage: Eukaryota; Metazoa; Arthropoda; Branchiopoda; Diplostraca; Daphniidae. Gene Ontology annotation, molecular function: serine-type endopeptidase activity.
CGUCGAGUCUAUCAUUCACUUCUGUAAUAAUAAGUCAAGUGCUUUAGAACUUCAACAUGAAAAAUUUUCUUAUUCAUGUGAGUUUACUUGCCGUUUCGAUUGGAUUGUGUGUGUCAUCGUCAACAGCAGGCCGACAAAAUGUGCAGGUAAAUGCUAUGCAAGAGCGAGUAUAUAGCAACUGGACACUCCUGCAAUCAAAUCGCCCUCCGACGCCAACCGUCGAUUCACCCCUUCUGAGAGAAACAUCAUGCGGGAAAAAGACCACUUCGCUGAUGACCCACUCGACUGGAAGGAUUGCCGGAGGAAGUGUGGCCACACCCAACGAAUAUCCAUGGAUGGUGUAUCUACAGAUUUAUACUUCGAAAUUCUCUGCCUACUACUACGUUUGCGGCGGAACUUUAAUUAGCAAUCAAUGGAUUUUGACUUCCGCCAAUUGCUUGGAGGGAGCGCAAUCUAUAAAUGUUUAUCUCGGAGCUCACGACAUCAAUUCUCAAAAUGAAUGGCAAAGAAUUAUGUACACGACCACCGUUUACAUCAAGCACCCGAAUUGGAAUUCGCAGACUAACACUGCUGAUGAUAUCGCUCUAAUCAAACUACCAGUGGCCAUCAAUUAUAACGCUUAUAUAAAAUCAAUUUGCUUACCUUCCUUUGACGAUCCCAGCCACGAAGGUGAUACAGUUUUCCUUACCGGAUGGGGAAGAACAUCUGGCUACGACAUCAAUGGGCCUUUAAGUCCGACUUUAAGGGAGACAACUUCCACCGUAAUCAGCAACGCGGAAUGCUCCGCAGUUUAUGGAGGUAGUAUAAUUACUGCUAAUACCAUAUGCAGUAGCGGCGCUGGAGGUAAAGGGAUCUGUCCGAGUGACAACGGAGGGCCUAUGAGUUACAUGACAACGGACGGAAAUUUCGUACAGAUUGGAGUUGCCUCAUUCUAUUCUUCAACGGGUUGCGAAAAUGGCCAUCCUUCUGGGUUCACUCGUAUUCGUAACUACCUUGAUUGGAUAUCUACAGAAACGGGCGUCAUCACUCCGAAUUCAGCAUCAGCCAUGGGGAAUUCAAUUUGUUUCAAAUUAGUAAUUGUACUUGUUUUUGCCAUUCAUUAUUUUUAAAGUGUGUAAUUUAAAAAAAAAAAUACUUAAUAGUACUAGCCACACGA